Molecule: messenger RNA, 1023 nt
Organism: Salarias fasciatus (jewelled blenny)
Lineage: Eukaryota; Metazoa; Chordata; Actinopteri; Blenniiformes; Blenniidae
Gene: tectb
Product: tectorin beta
Exons: 10
Coding region: 1-1023 (340 amino acids)
Molecular function (GO): extracellular matrix structural constituent
Source: RefSeq, a predicted model, not a curated record
AUGGCUUCAGUCCGAGCUCUGUUCAUGCUGCUGCCUGUCGCCUGGAGCUGCGUGCCUCAGAAAGCAGACUACGUCAUGGUGUCGUGUUUUCCCAACGCCAUCAUCGCCAACGUGCCCGAGUGUCCCUACGGCUGGGAGAUCGAGCAGCUGUCCCUGGGCGGGGUGUGUUACACGGGGAUACACAGUCCAGGCUUCUACCGCUUCAGCAUCCCGGACCUCACGCCCAAAAACCACUCAUACUGCGGCACGCAGUCUGAGUUCAUCCCCGGGAAGGACCCCAGGUACAUGUUCUACAACUCCAUCGUGUCCAACGACACGUCGCUGACGGUGCGGAACCAGCCGGUCAACUACACCUUCAGCUGCGUGUACCGGGCGGCCUACCUGGUGAACAACGCCGUCUUCAGCCAGAGAGUGGCUACAGUUUAUGUCAACAAUGGGAGUUUAGGCACUUUUAGGUCACAGUUGUCUAUGAACGUCUUCACGAACUCAAAGUUCCUGUACGCCAAAGACGCCCCCUACGUGAUCGACACGUCCGAGAUCGGCUCGGAGGUUUUCAUCGGCAUCGAGGCCAAAGGUCUCAGUAACAGGUUCCGAGUUGUGAUCAGUAACUGCUGGGCCACUCCGACUCCGUACUCCACUGACAGGAAGCGGUGGAGCCUCAUCAUUAACAGCUGCUCCUCCGACAACACUGUGACCAUUUUUGAGAACGCCAAAGACAGCCGCUCCAUGUUCAAGUUCAACUCCUUCCGCUUCCAGCGGCUGGAGAAAGUUUCCACCGUGUGGCUGCACUGCGAGGUGCAGGUGUGUGACGCAGAGAGGCUCGUCUGCCAGCCGGGUCCGUGUUCCGCGAGGAGCCGGUCGUUGGAGGUCGACCCCAGCGGGGGCGUCCUGACAGCCGAAUUCCAAAUCAGAGGUAAUGGAUCCUCUAAUAAGGCUCACAUAACAGGCACGUCUCUGCUCGCCCUGCUGGUGGUCCUGCUGAACACGCGCUGUGAUUCGGUCACUGCGUCCACGCCGUGGUAA